Sinocyclocheilus rhinocerous is the source of this 2321-nucleotide messenger RNA. RefSeq names its product ubiquitin thioesterase ZRANB1-like. Gene Ontology annotation, cellular component: nucleus; cytoplasm. Gene Ontology annotation, biological process: positive regulation of Wnt signaling pathway; protein K33-linked deubiquitination; protein K29-linked deubiquitination. NCBI's taxonomy places the organism in Eukaryota, Metazoa, Chordata, Actinopteri, Cypriniformes, Cyprinidae. The coding region runs from base 1 to 1737 and encodes 578 amino acids. The transcript has 10 exons. Gene Ontology annotation, molecular function: cysteine-type deubiquitinase activity; K63-linked polyubiquitin modification-dependent protein binding. The record is from RefSeq and is a predicted model, not a curated record.
AUGAAGGAACUGUUCCCGAGUGGCGCCGGACACCGGUGUGACCCCGUGUGCAACGACAGCCUGCUCAUCUGCCCUGAUUCCAGCGCCCGGCCCCGCGUCCGCCCGGCCGAGUCCUCCGAGCACAGCGGCAAAUGGUCGUGUCAGGUGUGCACUUACCUGAACUGGCCCAGAGCGAUCCGCUGCACCCAGUGCCGCAGUGUCCGGCAGCGCAUCUGCAGCCCCACAGAAACCCCACAGACGUCCGGGACCGGCCCUCCAGCGGAUCCGUGUGAGGAAUACAACGACCGGAACCGACUCCACACACGAGCGCAGUGCUGGACCUGCUCGGUCUGCUCGUACGAGAACUGGCCCAAAUCCUCUCGCUGCGUGGUGUGUGACCACCCCAGACCCAACGACGCCUUCCAGCCGCGCGAGUCUGACGAGCCCUCGUCCGUGAUUAACGAGCGGGACCGUGGCCGAGCGCGGGGCGUGUGCAGCGGGGCGCAGCGACUCUCGCCUGCCUCCUCUAAACGUGAGGCGGAGCUGCAGAUCGAGCUGGCCGCUGGAGCUCAGAGCGGGAACGAGGAGAUCGAGGUGGACUUCAAGAAGCUCAAACAGAUCAAGAACCGCAUGAGGAAGACAGACUGGCUGUUUCUCAACGCCUGCGCUGGUGUAGUUGAAGGCGAUCUGUCUGCGGUGGAGGCCUACAAGUCCUCAGGAGGAGACAUCGAGCGUCAGCUGACACACACACACACAAUACUUACACAUUUGAUGAAUGCAGUAUCAUAUAUUGAAGAUCUGCCUCCUGCUGUUCAGGAGAAGCUUUUUGAUGAAAUCCUCGACCGCGACGUCCAGAAGGAGCUGGAGGAGGAGUCUGCGGUCAUUAACUGGUCUCUGGAGCUGGGCACGCGUCUGGACAGCCGUCUGUACGCUCUGUGGAACCGCACCGCUGGAGACUGUCUGCUGGACUCCGUUCUACAGGCCACAUGGGGCAUCUAUGAUAAAGACUCUGUGCUGAGAAAAGCUCUCCAUGACUGUUUACACGACUGCUCUCACUGGUUCUACUCACGCUGGAAGGAGUGGGAGUCGUGGUAUUCUCAGAGUUUUGGGCUUCAUUUCUCUCUGAGAGAAGAACAGUGGCAGGAGGACUGGGCCUUCAUCCUCAGCCUUGCCAGUCAGCCCGGGGCGAGUUUGGAGCAGACUCAUAUAUUUGUUCUUGCUCAUAUCCUGCGGCGGCCCAUCAUCGUUUACGGAGUGAAGUAUUACAAGAGUUUCCGAGGGGAAACCUUAGGCUACACACGAUUUCAAGGUGUUUACCUGCCGUUGCUAUGGGAACAGAGUUUCUGCUGGAAAAGUCCCAUCGCUCUUGGUUACACGAGAGGUCACUUCUCUGCUCUGGUUGGCAUGGAAACCGACGGCUACGAUAAUCGCGGCGCAGGCGCCAACCUCAACACUGACGAUGACAUCACCGUGACCUUCCUGCCGCUGGUGGACAGUGAGAGGAAGCUACUGCAGAUCCACUUCCUGUCAGCACAAGAGAUGGGCAGCGAGGAGCAGCAGGAGCGUCUGCUCAGGGAUUGGCUGGACUGCUGUGUGACAGACGGCGGGAUGCUGGCGGCGCUUCAGAAGAGCAGCAGACGCAGACAUCACCCGCUCAUCACGCAGAUGCUGGAGAAGUGGCUGGAUGGGUACCGGCAGAUGCACCCGUGUCCCACGCUCUCCGACGGCGAGGAUGAGGAGGACGACGAAGACGAGUGACCUCCUGAAACCAUUUCAACACUGUUCCACACACGCCCUCUUUCCCAGAAUGCAAUGCGACCACCCCCAACAACAGCGAGGGCUGAAAAUCUUUGUGUUUAGUCAAAUGAAUUUAGUUUUUUCCGUGCGUUCGUAUCCAUCGAAUGUAGACGUGCUGCAUGUGGCUCUUUACAUAUGGAAUGAUGAGAAUAAAAGAGCGUCAUAAAUGAGCACUUCCACAAAGCACAUAUUCUUUAGAGGGUUUGAAUCUGAUCGCAGGAAUCAGAGUUUAUGAUUUACUCACACUAAACCACAUUUCUCACAGUGUUUGUGUUCCCUUCUGUUCUUUCUCUCGCUCUCUGGCCUGCAGCGACCCGUGUGCGGUUUGUUGAUUUGAUUGUAUUUAUUUAUGUCUUUGCUCUCUCUCUCUCUCUCUCUCUCAGUGGAUACUAACCCGACUCGUACUGUGAGGAGAGUCAUGAAGAGUUUACUGACAUGUUGAACCUGUGAUCCUGUACCUCAUUUGUGAUGUUAGGUGAUUCUGAACAAGAGGAGAGAGAAUCACACGGCUUCAACAUUAAACUAGAAACACGUCUGCUCUCUCA